AUGCCGCUUUUGCCGAUGGUGUUUCCGCUCAGCGGCGUGAGCGGGCCGCUGACGGCGUUGCCGCUGACUACGGGCGGCGGCGCGAGCGGCGGCGUUGUGCUGGCGCAGGCACCCGGGCUACUGGGGAUGCCGAUGGUGCCGACAACCCUGCCAAUGAUGGGCCCGGCCGUGACAAUGGGCCCGGCCAAGGCACUGGCGGGCGGCAAGCCGCUGCCGCUUGGUGCGCUUGCAACGCCGCUGGGCACAGCGGUGCCGCUGGCCCCCCAGCAGCUGCAACAGCAGCUGCUCCAGCAGCAGCUGAUCCUGCAGCAGCAGAUCCAGCAGUCCCAGGCUGCGCUGCAGAAGCACCAGGAGCAGAAGCAGAAAGCGGCCGCGGCCGCCGCUGCCGCGGCGAGUGUCGCGGCUGCCACAGCAGCUGCCAAUGCAGCGGCAGCUGCUGCGGCAGCAGCGGCGACAGCGGGGGCCAGCACCCAGGCAAGCAAGCAGCAAGCAGCUGCCGCUGUGCAGCAGCAACCAGACCCGCAGCCGCCCCAGCAGCAGCAGCAGCAGCAGCAGCAGCAUAAGCAGGAGCCUCUACCGCCAGCACAGCCGCACCCGCCAGCACAGCCGCAGCGACGUUUACAGCUUAAGACGGCCGCGCAGAAAAAGGCGGCGGCUGUGGCGGCGGCAGCAGCAGCUGCAGCUGCCCCCAAGCUGCAGGAACAAAAGGUAGAGGAUGGGCAGCACGCAGCACCACAUUGCAGCCCGGGGCCAAUGGACGUGGCCGUGCAGCCGAGCGCGGCACCAGUCCAGGAGCAGCCACAGCAGCAACAGCAGCAGCAACAGCAGCAACAGCAGCAACAGCAGCAGCAGCAGCACCAACAGCAGCAGCAGCAGCAGCCAACUGCGCUGCAGCAGGACCCGCCUGUGCCGGCACAGUCGGCGAUGCCUGCACUGAGCGGCGGCAGCUCGCAGCAGGACACGGAGACCGUCGUGCCUGCGGAAGAG
Molecule: messenger RNA, 987 nt
Organism: Monoraphidium neglectum
Lineage: Eukaryota; Viridiplantae; Chlorophyta; Chlorophyceae; Sphaeropleales; Selenastraceae
Exons: 1
Source: RefSeq, a predicted model, not a curated record